Photinus pyralis (common eastern firefly) is the source of this 1159-nucleotide messenger RNA. RefSeq names its product alpha-tocopherol transfer protein-like. Bases 228 to 1121 code for a protein of 297 amino acids. Lineage: Eukaryota; Metazoa; Arthropoda; Insecta; Coleoptera; Lampyridae. Gene Ontology annotation, molecular function: phosphatidylinositol bisphosphate binding. Gene Ontology annotation, cellular component: membrane. The transcript has 6 exons. The record is from RefSeq and is a predicted model, not a curated record.
CACUAGAAACCGCCAUCCUUCACCUUUGUCCUACACCUUACCAUUUUUUUGCAAUUUACCUCUCGCGUGCGAAAUGUUGGAGUAAUAAACAGCGAAUUAGUAAUCAACUGCAGGUUGUAAUUAGUUCAAGUACGUAACGCGAACGGUAUUUUUUUAAUGUGCAUUUAACGAUAAAGAAAAACGACCAAGUCGACAUUGACUUUCACCGCAUCCAUUCAGUCGAAAGAAUGCCACUGAAUUACGCAAGUGUGGAUUUAGAGUACGAGAAGAACAAGGAGUUACGAAGGGACGAUGUCCGCCACCUGCAGGACUGGCUGGAGAAGCUUCCGCACAUGCCCGAGAUUUCCGAGCUCGAGCUGAUCUUCUUCCUCAAAAGCUGCGAGUUUAGAGUCGAGAUGACGAAGACAACAAUCGACAACUGCUACACGAUGAAGGGACUGAGCCCGGAGAUAUUCGCCAGGCGCGACCUGAAAACCCUGCAGGCUACGUUGGACAACGUAAUCCUGCUGCCGCUGCCCAAGCUGACGAGUGAGGGUUACCAGGUCUUCUACACCAAGCUGAACAGCGAAGAUCCGAGCCUGUACGUCUUCGCCGACAUGGUAAAGUGUAACGACGUCGUUAUGAGGGUGACUCUACUUCAGAAGGGCACGGUGGCUGGUUUGGUUUACAUCUUUGACAUGGAGGGAUUCACCUUAUCUCACAUUGCCCGAAUGCACAUAACCGAGCUAAGGAAAGUCUUAUUCUAUCUUCAGGAUGGCCUCCCGAUGCAGCUGGUGCAAUUUCACUUCAUCAACGCCGACUCGCGUCUCGACAAACUGAUGAUGAUCAUCAAGCCUUUCCUGAAGAAGAAACUAUUCGAACGGAUGCACUUUCACACAGAUCCCGCGAAGACCCUGUACGAAUACGUGCCCCAGGAGUGCAUGCCGAAGGAGUUCGGCGGCUUGGAUCGGUCCAUUCGGGAGUUGCAAGAUGAAGUCAGGGCGCGUUUAAACGACACGAGCGACUUCAUCGAGGAGGACGAGAAGAGGGUUAUAGAUGAGAGUAAGAGACUGCAGAAGUCGUCCAGAUUCGACCACGUCUUCGGAAUGGAGGGCACUUUUAAGAAGCUGGAGCUGGAUUGAGUACUUGAAAUAAAAACCGUAGUUUUAGUUAGAUUUAA